CCUACAUGCAAGCAAAACACCAAUGUACAUAAAAAUAAAUAAAUUGUAAAAAAUAAAGUGAAUUUAUAAACAUACCUGGAAGAACACAGGAACCUUUGUGGAGGAGGAAAUGUUUGACAAGACGUGAACUGGGCUGGGAGGAUAGCCCGGUGGGUGAGCACGUGCCUGACAAGGGCCAGACUCGGGGUUAGAGACACAACGUGCGGGGAGCAUUGGAAGGAUGAGCAGCGUCUUAAAAUUCUUUCUUUCUUUAUAGUUUGGUACUCCUUCCUCCCCUUCCCUUAGGGCUUGGUACUUUUGGUUCAGCUUUAUCAUUUUCCCACAAGGCUUUGAUUACUGGAAAGCCAAGUUCAAAUUAAUGUUUGCUGGCUUUACAGUGAAUCGAUCUAAACAUUUUGGUGACUUCCUCGGGCACGAUGUUGGAAACUGAUUUUUCUCCUGUUUCCAUAUACAAAACAUCUGUUGCUGUGUAUUCACUCCGUGAAGGCGUCUUACGAGUUUAGUGAAGAGCCUCCUGUGUGGAGGACCGUCCUGACCACUGGACAUUGCUAGCAUACUUGUUACAUGUUGCUAAUCUCUCCAAGCCAAGGCACGGAGGAUUUAGAACCACUCGUCACUGGGGGAGCUGGAGGUGACCAGGAGGCAUGGAUAGUGACUAAAAAGGGGGAUGCGGAAAGAUGUUUCCUGGAGAGAAUGGAAAGUUUACAGAUAGAUGUACUUUGUUCACAUGAGAGUCUUAUUUGUGAGGCACCCUGGUACCAAACUGAGGAGUCCUUUUCAUCUACCAUUUAUGUUAGCUGUGAACUGGGGAAGCAGAGAUGCAGCCUGCCCUAAGGGAAUGAAAGCCCUGAUUCUCUUUGAGUUUUGUUACCUUAAUGUCAACUAAAUUCCCAUUAGCAACAUGUAGGGAGAUAUGAAGAGUUGUCCUCUCCCAAAUGAUUACAGCCCAGUAAUAGUAAAAAUAAUAAUAAAAAGAGAAAUUGUCUUUUUAAAGUUGAGAAAAUCUGACUCAAUAAUCAAUUAUAUACAAAUUGAAAACAAGCAAAAGCUAUGUUCGCUAUAUUUCUACACCAUUAGCUGAAUGUUAAUUUAUUGGCAUCUAUCAGAAACCAUCUGCUAUUUAUUUUAUAGAGGUCCCAGUAUCAUAAGAAUUAAGAGUUGGAAAAGCCUUGAAGGGCUUGUAUUCAGCUUCCUCCUUGUUCCACCACUGAGGAAAUCGUGGCCCAGCUCAGAGAGGCUGGGCUCAGUUGUUCUGUCAAACCUCUCUAAUGAGAUUUUGGAGAGCAUUUUUCAUGAUGGUGAUUUGAAGAGACCUGUAGUACCUUUCGAUUGUCCUGUGCAUUAAUUGAAUCCUAACACCCACCUUCUCUUCCCACAUUCACACAUUUAAGUUAGAAGCUACAAACCAAAGCAGUUUCUCUCCUAUGAGAGUCCUUUCGGCGAUACUGAAACGAUUGGACUGUCCCGCGAGUUUCAAGGUGCUAAGCUAAAGUGGAAUCAUCUAGGCCGAGAACUGUUAAAUAAGGACACAGCUGUCAUCCUCAGCACAGAUACACAGUUACCAAGACUCAGGUAGUAUUUGGACCCAAAGCCAAGAGGUCUACAAGUACCACAGCAGGAAAGGAGGAACACAGGCUUUCAAGCCUUCUUGGCGAUUCCGAAGAAGCCACUCCCUGAUGGGCAGGAAGGCCAUUUAAACUCCCUUUGGAAGCGACGAUGGAUGCUCGGUGGAUCGGUGGAUGAGGGAGGGCAGGCGGCCACAACCCGCCCGAUCCUCCCUGGCGCCCAUCGCGCCCGCCCGGGUGCACGUCCUGCAGGGAGGCCCCUGCACGCGCCCGCGGUGACAGACAGGGGACUCGGCAGCCUCGCGAGUAGACCCCGCCCCAGCUCCUGCCCGCGCCUAUCGCGGCCGGCGCGCUGGUCACGCGGGGGAGCGCCGGGGGCUGGCGGCCAGUGCCGGCGGGGCCCGAGUGGCGGCGGCCGGGCGGAGCGGGAGGAGGUUAGAAAUAGGGAGAGCGGGCCGCGCCGCCGAGCCGCCAGCCCCGAGCACGCUGCGCAGCGAGCGGCCGCACUCGCACCCGCACCGAUGCUGCUGACGCUGGCCAGCGGCGCGCUCUUCUUCCCGGGGCUCUUCGCGCUCAGCACCUGGGCGCUGCGCCGCUCGCGGCCGGGAUGGACGGACAACGACUGCCUGACGGUCGGCACCAGGCUGGUGUCCUCGGUGCAAGCAGUGCUGGCCACCUGGGCGGGGCUCAUCAUCAUCUGCUCCUGCAGCGACGUGGUCACAGACAGAUGCCGCGCUUGCUUUUCCUUUGCUCAAGAUAAUGAAGAGGUUUCUGGUGCCUUCAGAAAACGGACACGUUUGUGCCCAAAGUCAGGCCAGAAAAUGGAUGUCUGUGACGCUUCAGUGAGACGAAUAAAGACCAGAAGGGGCCAUCCUAUUUAAACCUGGGGAGUGGUGUUGCUUUUGUUUUAUCUGUAGACCUGACCGGCUUGGAACUUGUAGCCCUCCUCCUCCAUCUGUCUCCCCAGGGCGGAAUAGCAGAUACGUGCCACCACAUCAGGAUGUUUGUAUUUAUUUAUCUGUCUUCCCGCUUGGCUCUUUGAACCACUCUUUUCUCUUCCGAGAAGCUCAAGGGUGACAGGCAGGUGUCCAGGGAAAGUUGGGUGGCCUUUCCCGAUUUUCCACCCUGCAGUGUGCCUGUUUCCCUGCUGGAAGAGGAACCAGAAAGAGACUCUCUCACGGUGGCCUGGGAUCUUCCUGCAGUUUGAUCUUGCUGGCACCAUUUCAUAUUUUUCCUCUUAUGUCUCUUCUUCUUUCUGAAGCAGUGUCUCAUUUAGUUUGGACUGGCCUCGGCUCACGGAGAUCCGCCUGCCUCUGCUUCCUCGGUGCGGGACUGAAGGUGUGGGCCGCCAUGCCUGCUCUUGGUGGUCGCUCUACCUGAAACGGCUCUGAGAAGCAGUGAGUCUGUUGACAGGCAUUAGAACAGGUCUUAGAUCUUUGGGCCCUGAGAAACGCUGGCUAAUCAGUUUGCCUACAAGUGACAUUAUUAUUUAUGUGCCAUUAUUAUUUCCCUCUAUUCCAUUCUUUUUUGAUUGAGCUGAGCUGUGAUAAAUGUGGAGCUAAUUCAGGAACAGAAUUAGUACCCUCUCUAGCUUGGCACCCUCACAUGGCACCCUCUCUAGCUUCCCGGUGUGGCAGUUCAGUGGACUGGCUCCUUGGGAAGUCACCUGAGACAAGGUGAAACAUACAGAUUGGAUCCUAGACAUGGGUUUAGACUCUCUGGGGAACAGAGUGUUCACAAGCACUUCAGGUGACCUGAUGGUUAGGUAGUUUGAGAACUGUAUACUGAGUUUCCUCUUCUAACACAGUUGCUCAAAAAUUUACUAAAGAAUGGCCGGGAGAUGGUGGGGCACACCUUUAAUCCCAGCACUCGGGAGGCAGAGGCAGGAG
Molecule: messenger RNA, 3454 nt
Organism: Peromyscus leucopus (white-footed mouse)
Lineage: Eukaryota; Metazoa; Chordata; Mammalia; Rodentia; Cricetidae
Gene: Tlcd3a
Product: TLC domain containing 3A
Exons: 3
Coding region: 1721-2446 (241 amino acids)
Biological process (GO): lipid homeostasis
Cellular component (GO): membrane; endoplasmic reticulum
Source: RefSeq, a predicted model, not a curated record